Molecule: messenger RNA, 545 nt
Organism: Arvicola amphibius (Eurasian water vole)
Lineage: Eukaryota; Metazoa; Chordata; Mammalia; Rodentia; Cricetidae
Product: fibroblast growth factor receptor 3-like
Exons: 3
Coding region: 27-545 (172 amino acids)
Source: RefSeq, a predicted model, not a curated record
GGGAUUGCUCUCCACUGUCAGGAGGAAUGGUGGGCCAAGAGGUCCCGGGCCCUGAGCCUAGCCAGCAAGAGCGACUGGUCUUUGGCUGCGGGGACACCGUGGAGCUGAUCUGCUCUCUGCCUGGAGAUGCCGGCCCAGGCUGCGCUGUCUGGUCUAAGGAUGGCACGGAGCUGGUCGCUUCCCACCGCAUCCUGGUGGGGCCCCAGAGGUUACAAGUGCUGAAUAUCUCCCGUGACGAUGCCGGGGUCUACGUGUGCCGGCAGCAGCUCACCCGGGAUGUCCUGUGCCCCUUCACUGUGAACGUGACAGAUGCUGCAUCCUCAGGAGAUGAAGGUGGCGGGAACGUGGCUGGAGACACAGGUGAGAUCAGAGAAGGCCUAGGCAGACUGAGCUGGUCAGGAUCAGGCUGCUUCCUGCCUGGAGUCUUGUUGUUCAAGGGCAGUGCUACAGGCAGACAGUGCCCCGGGGGCAGGGAGGGGGCAGGGCUGCUCGGCAGGGAUUAUGGUAAGGAUUGUGGUGGGAAGGAACAUCACAGGUGUGAGUAA